Helianthus annuus (common sunflower) is the source of this 2080-nucleotide messenger RNA. RefSeq names its product calcium-dependent protein kinase 17. The coding region runs from base 219 to 1802 and encodes 527 amino acids. Gene Ontology annotation, biological process: protein autophosphorylation; intracellular signal transduction; peptidyl-serine phosphorylation. The transcript is spliced from 8 exons. Gene Ontology annotation, molecular function: ATP binding; calcium-dependent protein serine/threonine kinase activity; calcium/calmodulin-dependent protein kinase activity. The record is from RefSeq and is a predicted model, not a curated record. Gene Ontology annotation, cellular component: cytoplasm; nucleus. Lineage: Eukaryota; Viridiplantae; Streptophyta; Magnoliopsida; Asterales; Asteraceae.
UCCACCUAAACUCGUCUUCUUUCCACACACUUCCAUCCCAUUUUGCAAUCUUUCUUCACUUUUCUCUCACUCUCUCUCUCUUUCUUCUUUCCAUUUACCUUCUUUCUCGCACUAGGUGUCUCUCUCUCUAAACCUUUCUUUCUUCAAUAUCCCAAAACCCUAAUUUUCUUUCUCAUUUUCUUUUGUUCUUAUAACACUCAUCGGACACCAAUCAUCCAAUGGGAUGCUGUUGUUCCCGAAAAGAACCAACCACCGAGAACGGUCCGACAAACCCUAAUGAUAAUAAUGCAGAAAGAUCCGAAAACGAUCCAUCGAGAGCCACCCCUCAAACUGCAUCCCCAUCUCCCACAGCAAACUCCGGCAAGCAAAACCCGAUUGGACCCGUGUUGGGACGCCCAAUGGAGGAUGUCCGCACGGGUUACACAAUCGGGAAAGAGCUUGGCCGGGGCCAGUUUGGUGUCACACAUUUGUGUACGAGCAAACAAACGGGUGAACAAUUGGCAUGCAAAACAAUUGCUAAACGGAAACUUGCGAACAAGGAAGAUAUGGAUGAUGUACGGAGAGAAGUGCAGAUCAUGCAUCAUUUGAGCGGGCAACAGAAUAUUGUGGACCUUAAGGGUGCAUUUGAAGACAAACAUUCGGUGCAUUUGGUGAUGGAGUUGUGCGCUGGCGGCGAGUUAUUUGAUCGGAUUAUUGCGAAAGGUUACUAUACCGAAAGGGGUGCUGCAUCAUUGCUUAGAACAAUUGUUCAAAUUGUUCAUACUUGCCAUUCAAUGGGAGUUAUUCAUAGAGAUCUAAAGCCUGAAAACUUUCUUUUGUUGGAUAAAGAUGAAAAUGCUCCCUUAAAGGCUACAGAUUUCGGUCUCUCAGUGUUCUACAAGCAAGGCGAGGUAUUUGGUGACAUUGUUGGAAGUGCAUAUUAUAUAGCACCUGAAGUUUUAAAAAGAAAAUAUGGGCCAGAAAUUGAUAUUUGGAGCAUUGGUGUCAUGUUGUAUAUUCUUCUUUGUGGAGUUCCUCCUUUUUGGGCAGAAUCGGAGCAUGGGAUAUUUAAUGCAAUCCUGCGUGGGUAUGUAGAUUUUACAAGUGACCCUUGGCCUACCAUAUCUCCCCAAGCUAAAGAUCUAGUCAGGAAGAUGUUGAAUUCAGAUCCCAAGCAACGGCUGACGGCACAAGAAGUGCUUUGUCAUCCAUGGAUUAAAGAAGAUGGUGAAGCACCUGAUACGCCACUUGACAAUGCUGUUAUGGGCAGGCUAAAACAAUUUAGAGCCAUGAACAAAUUCAAGAAAGUUGCUCUUCGGGUUAUUGCAGGAUGCCUAUCGGAGGAAGAAAUCAUGGGCUUAAAGGAAAUGUUUAAGGGAAUGGAUACCGAUAAUAGCGGAACAAUAACGCUUGAGGAGCUAAAACAAGGGCUUUCCAAGCAAGGGCCAAAAUUAUCUGAAAAGGAAGUUAAACAACUACUAGAAGCCGCGGAUGCAGACGGGAAUGGAACUAUAGACUAUGACGAGUUCAUAACAGCAACGAUGCAUAUGAACAGAAUGGAUAGAGAAGAACAUCUAUACACUGCAUUCCAGUAUUUUGAUAAAGAUAAUAGUGGAUACAUAUCUAUAGAAGAAAUGGAGCAAGCUAUACGUGACUACGGUAUGAAUGAUGGAAGAGAUAUAAAAGAGAUCAUAUCCGAGAUUGAUACGGAUAAUGAUGGUCGCAUCAACUACGACGAGUUUGUCGCAAUGAUGAGAAAAGGGAACAAACAAAAUAGUGUAAAUCCAAAGAGAAGAAGAGAUUCCUUUGUUCCUAAUAUAUGAGUUCGACUCAUUUAUUACAUGCAUGCGUGUACAUAUUUUCCAGAGACGUGAAGAGCAGAAGGUUAUGCAUACUAUCACCCAGAAUUUUUUGCAAAAUUCAAAUUACUUCAGCUGCAGUGAAGAUAAUUGAUGAAUCUUGAUUUGAUCUCCGGAAUUGACAUUGGUUCGGAUGUGGGUUUUUGUCAACAAAUUCAGCAGAAAAAUUGUCAUGUGAAUACUUGUAAUACUAGGCGAAAAAGCAAAAAAAAUGAAGGGUUCUAUCUGUGUGUUUAGAAAUA